Molecule: messenger RNA, 7134 nt
Organism: Rhopilema esculentum
Lineage: Eukaryota; Metazoa; Cnidaria; Scyphozoa; Rhizostomeae; Rhizostomatidae
Source: RefSeq, a predicted model, not a curated record
AGGCUAGCAAAAGGGCCUCACAAUUGUUUUGCAAGUAUUGAACAACAUAGUGAGAAAAGUUUCAAAAACUGUAUCGCUGAAAUGUCAGCACAGAGUAUCUCAACGGGGCCAAAAUCUUCGUCAAAUAUAACUAAAUUUUCGGCUGAAGUAACUACAGCACUGAAAGCCACCCAAGAUCUUCAAGACAGCGUGCAUAAACUUCUGGAAACUUUUACCACAUGGAGAAGUCAAGAGUCUGAAUCUUGUCUUGCAGGGGUUAGAGAUACGAUAAAAGACAUUCAGACCUCCCAAAACAAGUUGGAAAAGACUGUUGCAACUUUCACCAAACUUCCAGAAACUCAACCUGUUGCACUUGGGAAUUGUGGUUUGAUUUCGCUCCAUCCAAAUGAAGACAAAUCUUCAAUCUACAGGGAUCUUGUUCAAGCGUAUUCUUGGGUAUCCAAGCUUAAUGCUGAUGCAAAUCAAGCACUGAAAAAAUUAAAAAGAAAAUACCCAGAGCCAGAGAUAUUUCCAUUUCCUACAAGCAAAAGGCCCAAGGAUUCUUCUGGGUUGCUGCAAGGUAUUUGUCAGACUUUACAAUCACAAUGUCCAGAUUUAUUGAUAAAUAUUCCUGACCAAAAAGUUGCAUGUUUGAAGAUUGUCAUCAAAGGGGUCUUGUCAGCAUUUAUUCUGUUUUCUGGAGGCAGCCUUGAUAGAGUCAUUGUUCGUAGUGACACCGAGGACAGGCGAAAAGAUGAAUGCUUGGAUCUCUGGACGCCAUCAGCAUUUCUGACAUUCCAAAAGGUUACAGAAGUAAGUCAAGCCGCGCUACUCAGCUUCUAUUCCCCUACGGAGUACCAAAGAUCCGCUUGGCAUUUGGUUCAAUGGCUUUCAUCUUACAAGACGCUCUUCUCAGAUAAAUGCGACCAGUGCAAUAGGCACCUGAAAGUGGAAACUGCGGAGGGAUAUUUGAUGCCACCAUGUUGGAGAGACUUUCUAACUCAUAAAUCUUAUCACACAACAUGCAGGUGACAACAUUAUGAAGGUCUUGAUGAAGAACUUCAUUCUUCAGUAGUUUUAACAAGUAUCCGAUAUAGCCGCAUUCCAUUUCUCCUUUUUGACGAAUUUCAAUCUUCUAGUAAAACGAGGAGACUAUCUGAACCAAUAUUUGUAUUGAAAUUUUUAAGAUAAUAUGAGAUAAUAGAAUACACCAAUUCAAUGAUCUCAAAAAACAUUAAAUUUCUUCGUAUCGAAUGUUUGCCUUUAGGUUCUGAUUAAGGACAAGAAUUUUGGUGCAAUGCAAGUUGUCAUGACCUUGAUGCUUGUGAUGUUGAUUUUCUGGCAAUGGAAAAUAAAAUUUAUAAGGCAAACUUGAAGUUUUGUAUUGGUGUCAAGAUUGUUGGAAAUGAAUUACAGAAUUGAAUAGAUUGAAAAAACCAUCGCAAGUUAUUACAUUGAGGUAAUUGUACCUUUGCUAUGCAUUAUCUGGUUGCCUUCCUUCAUGGUUGGAAGAGUGGGAACACAGUUUGUUAGAAUAGGGGAUGUGUGCGGGAUUGGUUAGGGGUGUGUGGGUGUUCUAUUGGCUAAGAGAUGUGGAUGUAGAAUUGGCUACUGGAAGGACUCUUUCUAAACUGUCAAAAAAUGGUGCUUGCAUUAAUUUACGUGGAAUUAGGAAUAAAUAAGAAGGGAAACAGUUGUGUUGAUUUUUUUCCCUGUUUGCUCCACUGAUUUUGUAAGCUACCUUGGUUAUCUAGACAAUGUCUGGGAAUACCCCUAGCGUUAAGAUACGAUAUAGUAUCGAAUUUUUUGCUGCGAAAAACAGAUUAUAAUGUGAAGAUAUGAUUUUUUAAUAAUGUUUUCUAUCAAGCUUUACGAAAAUUGUUGAGAUUUUAAUACGAUACUUGCUUUCUUCAUCUGCUCUACACUUUACAAAAUUUUCGUUUUUCUACCUGUGACAUAGAUGUUGCUUGGAUAGGAGGUGUGUAGAAUUUAAAAUCAAUAGAUUGUGGUAUUUUAUUGAAAUUGUGCUUCGAAUAUGAAACUUUACAGUGUUAAUGUGGAUUCCAAUUUAAUUAUGCUCCAGAGUGUUUGCCAAAGGCUCAAUGAAACAUUUCCUUGAUCGCGAGAAAACAUCUCCUCUGUGAUAAUGUGAUAUCCAGAUUAUAUCCUUGAUAGCAAUACCCUCUUUCUGUUGUCUGAUCCAUUUGUUUGCUGGUUUACUGGCUAAGGAAUUAGAGCCACCAGACCACAAAAUAAGCCGAUGCAUAUCGAAACAAUAUUAAGUACAUAUUUGAUUUGUUUGAGAAGCAAAAAUCAAGAGGGAAUUGCGUGGGUGUUGCGAAUCCGAAAACAGGGCUCACUUUGUUACUUGCUUUUAAAGAAACACAUCACGACGCGACGCUGAAUAUUAGAACAUUUGAAAUCCUGGCAGUAAAGGACAGUUUGUGGGGUGGGGGAUUUGUUUGGAUUUUGGAUUGGCUUACCAUCUUACCACCUAACAAGCAAUUUGUUAUCACCGAAAAUUUGUACGUGGCAGUACCCAGUCAUAACCUCCCUGAGCUUGUCGUUCGAUAUCCCCCCUUGGGGAGGAUAGGUCCCUGACCUAUGUAAUGUACGAAGCUGUUUCUAAUGUUUUUCAAAUUGCUGGGCGAUGUGAUGUAAGGUGGUUGCUUGUUGGUUUAACGCGCAGCAUUUUGCUUUUUAAUUCAAAAGGUAUUACUAGUAGGUUAUUGGUUUUGCCCUUCCUUUCAUAUUCUUAAACGUAUUCAGGAUCUUCUCUUUAAAAAUAUCUUGAAUACGCAUCUUCAUUGCCUGCCCCUAAAUUCGUUUCGUUAGCCCUAUAGUGAAUUAUUUGGUCUAAGGCGUAUUAAGGUAUGAAGUAACUUUGCUGCAUGGAUGAAUUUAUAGAUGAAGCUUUUUCCGCCAAAUAUAAGGGGGUGGGGGUUAACCCCAUAAAUCCCAAAAACAAAGGGAUUUGUCUUUCCCUCUCUUGGCAGUUAUAUUUAAUGUAACUAGUUUUGAAAAUAUGUUGAAACAUUGAUAUGCUUUUUGGUGUCUGGCGUUUGCAAGGGUUCAGCUGCUUAAACAAUUCUGCCAGCUGUUUCUUUUUGUUUACGUUUUCUUUUCAUGUGAUACCUGCCCUUAACUUGUUAUGUUAUUUGCAUUUGUAUGCAAAACAAAACAUAUAUGUUGUAUUUAAUUGAAAAUUAAAAGUAUUUGUAACUAUUCAUGUCAUUAAAACAGCUGGCUUUAUCAAAAAUCUCGUUGAUUUAAAAUGCAGCAGGGACUAGGGAAGGCGUUAUGGUCUCCAUUUUGAUACCUUUAUAACUGCAAUGUUUUCUGUCUCCCUAAUUCUUAUGAUAUCAACAUCAGGCAAACUCGCACUAGAAGAGGGCAACGGAGGCAAAGCGCCAAGAAAAAGAACUCAACAAUAUUAAAAAAAAAAUGCUUGAUUUCACAAGGGCAAAGGGGGCCGCUCCCCCCCCCCUCGCUGCCCCCUUGGUGCAGGCACCCUUGAUCAGCAUAUGAUAAUACCCCAUUGAACAACGAACCGGUUUUGUAGUAAAAAGAGGGACAUUGUUUUGUCUUGUCUACCGUUAAGAUAUGGACAAAGGUCCUCUGAAAGUAAGCGUGCGUGCUCCGGUCCAUCAGCAUUUCAGUGCCCCUACUCCUGCAGAUCUGUUCACUUUGCCCCCAGUACGGUAAGUACCGGCAUAUAAGAAACCCCCUUUAAUCAGAAGCAGGCUUCAUUUUCUCAAGAAAGGGCUCGUUAUAUAUGAAACAAUGCUAGGCCUAAAAUUAAAAUGUUUCUGGUUUUCAAGUAUAAACAAUCACGUUUUAUGUUUCAUUUCCUGCUCAUGACUUAUGUUGGUUGUAGUGUGUGUAUUCUAUUGAUAUGACAACAUUAUAUUGUACAGUGUGUGUUUGCUGACAAAACUACCAGUAAUAUUGAAUACACAUCCAUGGACGGCAGUAGCGGCGCCACGGGGGGACUGGGGGAGGGACACGUCUCCAUUUCUCAACAGAAUCGAUUUUGUAUUUCGUCUAAUUUCGAUGAGAAAAUGUUCGGGGAGGGGUAAUAUUUUAACACCGUACUUUUUGUGAUGUAAUUCUAUGAUUUUCAAACUGACAAUUUUCAAACAAAAGUUAGUCAUAGGCGUUCCCUUCGGAUAAAAUUGGCGUUCCCUGUUGGUAAAAGGGCGUUUUCUGGUGGUCAAAAGGGCGUGGCUUAAUUUUUUUUUGGUUUGUGGCUGGCGCCGCCAUUGAUAGACAGUGCUGUCAGCUUGAGUUGACUUGACGGUAUAAGAAACUUUGCACCCCUAAUGAUGAAAAGUAAGAAACGCUGUGAGGCCCCAGUUUAAAAAAAGGGGUUUCUUAUAUGCAGGUACUUCCUGUAAACGCGCCCCCGGCAACAGCGCUGGUCGACUUUGUUGUUAACGUGUCACUAUUUGGUGCCUGUUUACAUAGCCGAACAACUCGAGUCAAACAAAGCCAGCUCAACUGCAGACUCUGCUUUGAAAAGUUAUGGCCAUUGUAGCGCAUGACGGCAAGUAAUUGAAAAAGAUUACGGUUGUUCCGUUAACCUUCACGUUUGUUACACGAAAGACCCUUGUUGAUCUGGGCUCUUGGCAGGUGAUCGUGAAACGGAAGAGUUGGUUACAGUACAGGGGGUCAAAUAUUCUUCAGUCUUGCACUAUAACGUCUAUAACGUGUUAACGUCUGCACGCUUGCCAUUUCGUAGUGUAUAAUGCUACUCAAAACAAGAUCAAGGGAAAAGGCAGAUGUUUGAAGGAAGAAAGCGGUAAUAUUUCUCGUUCUGUGACAGUCAGGUUAUCAAUAAUGGGUUGUGGAGGAAGCGUGCCAGUGUCCCGGUUGACACAAAACAGAACCGACUUACAAUAUUUCGAGAAGCACCCAAAGUUACGUGACAAAAGAGAGAGUCUCUCGAUAGAGGAGGCACGGAAAAGGCGUGCAGAAUGUGCCAAGGAAAGAGCUCGACGGGCCAGUGUUAUGGGUCACCUGGAAGCUGAGAAGCUUUCCUACAGAAAGCGCUCCAAUGCAUCCAUGAUUAAUGUUUCAGCGAGUGACGUGUCAGAGGAGUCGCGAAUUCCGCCGUUUGAACCAAAACAAGGCGGAUCGUUAACAACCUCAAGCGAUAAGACAGCCAAUACAGAAAGCACAGGGAACCCAGCAACUCGAAAUGGUACCAGCAGUUUUACAAGGCAAGACCUAUCACCUUUUCAAUCAAACAACCUAAGAAGAACUCAGAUCGAAAUUACAAUAAGCCCGGGAUCUCGGCCCGGUUCAUCCAAAUCAGGCGGUUUGGAGGCGGACUUGCCGGGUAUGGUGAUAAGCAACGAAACGAAAACUAAGCCGGACCAACUGAACGAGAGCGAAUUUGAAGAGGCAAAUAGGACACGUGCGGCAAAAGUAAUUGUCGAUCGAGCUAUAUCAAGUGCAUUAGCAAAAAUGAAUACUCGCUGACGUCGGGAAGACGGUAAAACUUUCUUUAGUUAUAGUAACAUUGAUAGGGUUUUAAGGAUGGUAAGUUAGCGCAAUUUUUUUAAAUUGGGGAUAAACUAAUUUUUGCUAACUCAACUACACAGUUAAUUCCCUAAGCUCAACAAGUUAUUAAUCUUCUUCAUCAAGAAGACUGGUAGAAAUUUUUUAAGUAGAAUAAAAAAAUUCAAACAAGAUAUUUGGCCAAGCUGGAUUACUUUCUACAGGAAAGCCUUUCAAGAUAAAUAACGUAAAGUUUAUGAAAUUGUGCAUUUUUGUGCAUUUUUUUACAUUUGCCUUAGCAAGUUUCAAAUAAAAAAACCCCCCUUAGAAACGUACCAUGAAAAUCUUUCCCGCAAUUCUGUUGUACCUCAUGACUAGUUAUCAAAGAUUAACGCAUUGACAAUGAAAGGGACCUGUGGGAACAUUAUCUCUCUACUAUGAUUAUUUAAAAGUUUCCCUAGGACUUAGAAUGGCGUCAGAUGGCAAAUUAAAAGGAAAUUUCAAUGCAACGCCAAAUCCAACCUUGUUUUUUGCCUGGUUGCUUUUAUUUGUUUUCAGUGCUCAAAGGUAUAGUCCAGAGGUAGGAUUGAGUCCUUCUUUGAACUCUCUUUUUUGCACGCCUUCUCCGAAACUAUCCCCAUCAAAAUGUUUAUCGAUAGGCCUUUUCGUUCCACUGGCACCCUAGAGGUAUAAUCCAGAAUGUAAACAAGGGUAGUGUUUUGAAUAAUUCCAACUGUAUCAUAAAAGAGAUUAAAGAAGCGACGAUAUUGUUAUUUCCCAAAUUAUAAAGUGUAACUAAUUAUCUGUACUUUAUGUAACUGUAAUCAUCAUAGUCGAGCAAUAUAUAUCUCAGUUCAGAGAAACAAGGUUCUUUAUCACGACCCACCAAAAAGUAAGCUGAUAUAUGUAAUAAUCUUUAUAUUUGAUUUUUGUGAAUAACAUGCGUUCCUAUCGAUUAAGCUGAAACCGUUUUAUGAAUGACGUAUUUUAUCUAAUAAACGCCCCUAUCCAACAAACGCCCCUUUAAAACAAAAUUUACUAAAUAAACGCCCACCCUCAAAUAUACGGGCUACUUUUUGAAAUCAAAACGAUCACUUUCGUGUUUUAUGCCGUUUUAUAAGCAAUGUCGAAAAGUCUAUCAAUUGUGUUGCACAUUGCCUUUGUCGACUUUUGGCUUUGAUGAUACAAGAAACAUCAUGUUUCAAAGAGGGAAAUGAGCUGCGCCCUGCAGGUUAUGAAAAAUUGAAAACCAUCGCUCCUUUUGAUUGCAACCAGAAAGAGGAUCUAUUUGAAACAGAAGAUUCGGACGUAGAGGAGAAUCUAUAAACUGAAAUUGAUUCAGAUAAAGCGAAGGACGAAUUAUUAACAAUUGAUUAAGUGAUAAAUUCUUCUUAUUUAGCGUAGAUUGAUUUAAAAAAUGAUUAAAUCUUGCAAAGACAUUUUUCCUAUAAAUGCCUCUCUCUAAUAAACGCCUCUCUCCAAUAAACGCCUCUCUCAAAUAAACGCCUCUCUCCAAUAUUCACUCCUCCUCAUGUUAAUAAAUGCCCGGGCGUUUGAUAGAUCAAAUACGGUACAUAUCUAUGCAUGGAUUGUUUCCUGCAUUGAAAAGUUAGCGUUGCAUCUUUCAUUCCAUUUUUUGCAAAGAAAUUAUAA